AUGGUGCUGCAGGGACUGGUCGAUCAUCGCUACAGAUUCAUGAAUGUGAACUUUGGAUACCCGGGGAGUGUUCACGAUGCUAGAGUAUUUUCAAACUCAAGUUUAUAUCGACUUGGUAAUAAUGGUGCUCUGUGCCCACCCAUUCAACGCGAAAUAAAUGGAACACAGGUCCCAGUCGUCAUUCUUGGUGACAGUGCCUACCCCUUGCUGCCUUGGCUUCAAAAGCCUUUCAAUGACAACGGCCAACUAACCAGACAGAAGAGGCUCUUCAACUACCGUCUGAGUCGAGCCAGAAUGGUGGUGGAGAAUGCUUUUGGUCGCCUUAAAGGACGAUGGCGCAUUCUUCUAAAACGACAGGAUACACAUGUGAAGUUUCUAGGAGACAUUGUAGUAGCGUGUUGCAUUUUGCACAAUUUGUGCGAAUCCGCAGGGGAAAACUUCAAUGAAGAACUCCUCAUCGGUGUUGAACCUGCUCAAAAUGCCCUUGAUGGCAAUGAUGAGCAAGUCAAUGGCGAUGCAGCUAUGAUCAGGGAUGCACUUCUCCAAUAUUUCGCAGACUUCUAA
This is a messenger RNA of Lytechinus variegatus (green sea urchin), 564 nucleotides long. Its product is annotated as protein ANTAGONIST OF LIKE HETEROCHROMATIN PROTEIN 1-like. The record is from RefSeq and is a predicted model, not a curated record. Bases 1 to 564 code for a protein of 187 amino acids. The transcript has a single exon. NCBI's taxonomy places the organism in Eukaryota, Metazoa, Echinodermata, Echinoidea, Temnopleuroida, Toxopneustidae.